CGCUUUGAAACGGUUGUGUCCCCGGGAAUAUCCAACUCUGCAAAGCAGUUAACGGGCACGAUGAAGGAUGGUAGGUCGUGCCGCGUCCUCUCGUCUUGUUUUCGCGCGGGACAUAGAUCAGGUGACCCCAAAGCGGGCCGGGGUUGAGGCUGGCCGGCACAAAGCACGCUUCCACGCAGUCACUACCAGGCCCCAGCACGCCCACACCCUCUCAACCGUUACUUAACACAUGACCCGCCGCGCAAUCCUACAAGCACAGUUAGCAGUGAAGACGACGGCAGAGUGCAUAGGGCGCCCUUACGGCCGAGAGUGUAGCAGUGAAAGUGGUUUACAGUUCCUCGUGCAGCUCGCUCACCUGGGGACCCCGGCUGGUCUUACUCCAUCGCGCCAACAUCCUCACAAUCCUCGCAGGGCAGCUUCUGCUCUCACUGGUGCUGUGCAGUUUUGGAGUACUGGUGGCAAAUACACUCGACAUUCGUCCCAUCUCCAUAGAAGAUGUUUUGAGGGCAAAUCCUGGCCUGAAGGCUGAACUAAGGAAAAAAAUCGAAGAGAGCAAAAAUGAGCCCACAAGUGUCCCCGCCACUGCCUCAGCCCCUGCAACAACCACUGCAGCAACCACCACAACCACCACUACAACACCAUCUCCUCAGGCUGAUUCUCCUCCCUCCACAACCCCCGAGUCAACGACUACAAGGCAACCUGGCCGUCGACGUCGGCCUGGAGCAGGUGCUCGGCGCAGGUUGAGAGUUUCUAACAACGACGCCGAAGAAGCACCCAUUCAGAAUGGCCGAACAUUCCCACAAUAGACACACAAACAAUAGCUGGCUAGACUGCCAGGGAAUGUGGUGAAUGGAGAUUCCAAAUACAAAGAACAGUACAUUCAAAAUGUAACUGAUAAGAGUAAUGCCAAGAAGAUACAAAAAAGUUAAACCAAUUUAUUUUGGAAUGCACUUUGUUAAAUUAUUUAGACAUGUUUGAAAUAUUAUAACAUAUGAGUACCUGUCAUUCGCCUCAUAUCAUUUUCAAAUCUUAAUUAAAGGAGAUCCUACUAAUUCACCAACUUAAUUCUGAAGUGCCUGAAAAUAUCCAGAAUGUGAGAUCAGUGGAAUUACUUUAAAAAGUAAAGUCAAGACUUUUCCUAUUACAUGUACACUUUCACAUCUAGUAGCUUUGAAUUUUCUUGGAAAAUGCUUCUUCCAAAAAUAUUUUGUCUUUUUCUUAAGGUUUUGAAGUAUUUUGUCUAAACCAAACAACAAUCAUGGCAUUUAUUUUCAAUGAAACUCUUCUACAAACAUUUGUGACCUGAAUGUUAAAACAUUGAGCAAACUGAAUGAUGUUCCCAGGAUCUACAUCCAGCACUUUAAACAUUUGCCACUUUGUAACCUGCAUGGUUUGUUUCUUAAUAUAUUAUGUUAAAUAUU
Penaeus chinensis is the source of this 1421-nucleotide messenger RNA. RefSeq lists its product as uncharacterized. NCBI's taxonomy places the organism in Eukaryota, Metazoa, Arthropoda, Malacostraca, Decapoda, Penaeidae. The transcript is spliced from 3 exons. The record is from RefSeq and is a predicted model, not a curated record. The coding region runs from base 230 to 529 and encodes 99 amino acids.